AUGGGACCGAAAAAGGCUAGAAUUUCAUCUGAGGAAGCCAUUCAAAAUAUAUUGAGAUUUAUUGAAGAAGAUAACGUAGACGAAGCUAUGGAUGAAGAACUUGAUGAUGAAGAUGAUUUGGAAGAAUUGUGCGGUGAAAUUGAUAAAGAAAUAGUUGAAGAAGAGGAUCAUCAACAUGAUAACGAUGACCGUGUAGGUGAUGCUGACAAUGAUGCGUCCGAAAGUGAAGAGGAAGCCGGAGCAAACCAUUUGAGGAGACGUCGACUUACGAAAUAUCGCUUAGUAAACAGUAUUGCUGCCGCUACAAAUUUAGAAAAUUAUAACGUUUUUCCAAUACCACCAGAAUCAAAGUCUAUCCAAAGCAUUUUCAAAAUAGAUAAUAAGAAGAAAAAUGACAUAAUUCGUACUUUCCAGAAUCAGCCACAAGCUGGAAAUGUUGGUCGAAAUAAUCGUGCAAAUGUUAUUACUGGACGACAAGGCCCACAACCAAAAGCUUGUGAAACUGCAUCACCCCGUUCUGCUUUUGAGCUCUACUUCACUCCUGAAAUUGUGAAUAACAUUUUGUUGUGCACCAACAGAAAGAUUAGACGCACUCUGUCCAAACUACCCGAUAAUUUCUUGACGCAAAAUAGUAGGUAUUCGUACAUGAAAGAAACCUCUGUUGAAGAAAUUUAUGCAUUUAUUGGAUUGUACCUAUAUCGAGGACUAUACAAACUAAACUGUAUAUCUGCUCAUAGAUUAUUCUCAAACCAAUAUGGUCCGCCAAUAUUCAGCGCCACUAUGUCGAGAAAUAGGUUUUUUUUUAUACGUACAAACCUUUGUUUUGACGACGAGACAACAAGAGAUGAAAGAUGGAAACAUGACCGUUUUGCGGCAAUGCGUGAAGUUUUUGAAUCUUUCAAUUAUGAAUGCAUGUCAUGCCUUGUACCGGGCGACUAUCUAUCACUUGAUGAAACCCUGUAUCCAAUGAGGACACAGAUAAGUUUCAAACAGUACAAUCCCAACAAACCCGCCAAAUACGGUUUAUUACUGAAAGCCAUAAAUGCAGCACGAUAUCCGUAUACAUUCCUUGCAGCUCCAUAUAGCGGCAAACCACAGGGAGAUCCAGGAAUUUAUUAUGUACCAGGCACUGAGGAAAUAGUAAAAUACAUGAUAAAACAACUAUCAAAUGUUGUCUCGCUGGCCGGACGUAAUAUAUCUUUCGACAGAUUAUAUACAUCAAUCCCGCUUGCGCUUUGGUUGUAUGAAAGGGAUAUCACUUGUGUUGGUACAAUGCAGAUCAACAGGAAAGGAAUUCCAAUUGAAAUGAAAGAUUUCAAACAAAGAGAGCCACUGUCCAGUGAAGUGUAUUGGCAAAAAGAUGGGCCGCUGUCCUUAUCUUCAUAUGUAGUGAAAACUUCAAACGGAAAGAAAAAUGUACUCAUGUUGUCAACACUAGAACCAAUCCUAGGUACAACCAAGGAUGAUAAUUGCCACAAAUUGGGGUUAUAUAAACUAUAUGACUUUACAAAGGGGGGUACUGAUAUUGUGGAUCAGAGGAUGGGGUUUCACACGACGAAGACAAAGUCAAGAAAGUGGACGUUUGUUAUGUUUUCUUACAUGUUGGAUACCGCUCGAGUAAAUUCUUCGACGAUAUAUUCACUGAAUAAAGGUAUUGAUCCGCUACAACAAAAGUCUUUUGAAUACGCCUUUCAAUUAGUCAUGGAAUUGGUGAAACCAACCAUACAAAAAAGAAGUCAAAAUGGUAUGUUGUCCAUCACAAAACAAAAAAUAAAUCUUGUCUUGGGUAAUGCGCAAUGUAAUCCGGAACCGCGUGCAGCUAUUGGUCCUGCAUUUGCAGAAACAAGGAAACGGUGUACUGUUUGUCAGGCUGAGAAUGCAGGAGAAAAUUAUUCCCAAAAGAAAAAAUCUAUUCCGUGUGUCAAAUCACUUUGUCAAUCAUGUGGCAAUACAACGUGUCAGGCCCAUAUGAUACAAAAAUCCGCUCAUGUUGAUUGGGGCAGUGAGAAUCACUUCUAUGCAAUAGCAGGGCACUUCUAUGCAAUAGCAGGGCACUUCUGUGCAAUAGCAGGGCACUUCUAUGCAAUAGCAGGGCACUUCUGUGCAAUAGCAGGGCACUUCUGUGCAAUAGCAGGGCACUUCUAUGCAAUAGCAGGGCACUUCUGUGCAAUAGCAGGGCAUAAAUCACCGCUGAUGGGAGUGGAAUCCACAACGUUUGAAUUAGAAGUCCAACGCGCUAGUCCAUUGCGCCGCAGCGGCACCGCUACUAAUACAUGA
Molecule: messenger RNA, 2277 nt
Organism: Hydractinia symbiolongicarpus
Lineage: Eukaryota; Metazoa; Cnidaria; Hydrozoa; Anthoathecata; Hydractiniidae
Product: piggyBac transposable element-derived protein 1-like
Exons: 12
Coding region: 1-2277 (758 amino acids)
Source: RefSeq, a predicted model, not a curated record